CGUUUCCGGACCCGUCUCUAUGGUGUGGGAGAAACCCGGCCCCCAGAAGAUUGUGGGUGUAGUGGCCACAGCCUUACAGGCAGGCAGGGGUGGUUGGUGUCAACAGGGGGGCCAACAGGGGACCAGAGCCAAGACCCUCGGCCUCCUCCCCCGCCGCCCUCCCGCAGAUUUGCUUGGCUUUGAGGAAGAGUGGCAGUACUGCCUCACUGCAUAAGGGAUGGGAUCAGAGAACAGUGCUUUGAAGAGCUAUACACUGAAAGAACCACCAUUUAUCUUACCCUCUGGACUUGCUGUUUAUCCCGCUGUACUGCAAGAUGGCAAAUUUGCUUCAGUGUUUGUGUAUAAGAGAGAAAAUGAAGACAAGGUUAAUAAAGCUGCCAAGCAUUUGAAGACACUUCGUCACCCUUGCUUGCUAAGAUUUUUAUCUUGUACUGUGGAAGCGGAUGGCAUUCAUCUUGUCACUGAGCGAGUACAGCCCCUGGAAGUGGCUUUGGAAACACUGUCUUCUGCAGAGGUCUGUGCUGGGAUCUAUGACAUAUUGCUGGCUCUUAUCUUUCUUCAUGACAGAGGACAAUUAACACACAAUAAUGUCUGUUUAUCAUCUGUGUUUGUGAGUGAAGAUGGGCACUGGAAACUAGGAGCAAUGGAAACUGUUUGCAAAAUUUCUCAGGCCACACCAGAGUUUCUGAAGAGCAUUCAGUCAAUAAGAGACCCAGCAUCUAUCCCUCCUGAAGAGAUGUCUCCAGAAUUCACAACUCUCCCAGAGUGUCAUGGACAUGCCCGGGAUGCCUUUUCAUUUGGAACAUUGGUGGAAAGUUUGCUCACAAUCUUAAAUGAACAGGUUUCAGCGGAUGUUCUCUCCAGCUUUCAACAGACCUUGCACUCAACUUUGCUGAAUCCCAUUCCAAACUGUCGGCCAGCGCUCUGCACCUUACUAUCUCAUGAGUUCUUCAGAAAUGAUUUUCUGGAAGUCGUGAAUUUCUUGAAAAGUUUAACAUUGAAGAGUGAAGAGGAAAAAACAGAAUUCUUUAAAUUUCUGCUGGACAGAGUCAGCUGCUUGUCAGAGGAAUUGAUAGCUUCAAGGUUGGUGCCUCUUCUGCUUAAUCAGUUGGUGUUUGCAGAGCCAGUGGCUGUUAAGAGUUUUCUUCCUCAUCUGCUUGGCCCCAAAAAAGAUCAUGCGCAGGGAGAAACUCCUUGCUUGCUCUCACCAGCCCUGUUCCAGUCACGGGUGAUCCCCGUGCUUCUCCAGUUGUUCGAAGUUCACGAAGAGCAUGUGCGGAUGGUUCUGCUGUCUCACAUCGAGGCCUACGUGGAGCACUUCACUCAGGAGCAGCUGAAGAAAGUCAUCUUGCCACAGGUUUUGCUGGGCCUGCGUGAUACUAGCGAUUCCAUUGUGGCAAUUACUCUGCAUAGCCUAGCAGUGCUGGUCUCCCUACUUGGACCAGAGGUGGUUGUGGGAGGAGAACGAACCAAGAUCUUCAAACGCACUGCCCCAAGUUUUACUAAAAAUAUUGACCUUUCUCUAGAAGAUUCUUCUAUGCGUGUCGUCUGCAGCAAGCACAGUCAGAUCUCGCCAGUCUUGGAGAACCCCUUCUCUAGCAUAUUCCCUAAAUGUUUCUUUUCUGGCAGCAUGCCCAUCAACAGCAAGAAGCACAUACAGCGAGAUUACUACUAUACUCUUUUACAGACAGGCGAUCCAUUUUCUCAGUCUAUUAAAUUUCCCAUAAAUGGACUCUCGGAUAUAAAAAAUACUUUGGAGGACAGUGAAAACUUCCCAUCAAGUUCUAAAAAGUCUGAGGAGUGGCCUGACUGGAGUGAGCCUGAGGAGCCUGAAAAUCAAACUGUCAACAUACAGAUUUGGCCUAGAGAACCAUGUGAUGCUGUCAAGUCCCAGUGCACUACUUUGGAUAUGGAGGAGUCAUCUUGGGAUGACUGCGAGCCCAGCAACUUAGCUACCAACGUAAACCCAGGAGAUGGAAUCACUGCUACAAAAUCUGUUACCUCAGGGGAGCAGAAGCCCAUUCCUGCUUUGCUUCCACUCACUGAAGAGUCUAUGCCUUGGAAAUCAAGCCUACCCCAAAAGACUAGUCUUGUACAAAGUGGGGAUGACCCAGACCAAAUCACGCCGCCAAAAGUGUCAUCACAAGAAAGGCCCCUUAAGGUUCCAUCAGAACUUGGUUUAGGAGAGGAAUUUACCAUUCAAGUAAAAAAGAAGCCAGUAAAAGAUCCUGAGAUGGAUUGGUUUGCUGAUAUGAUCCCAGAAAUUAAGCCUUCUGCUGCUUUUCUUGUAUUACCUGAACUGAGGACAGAAAUGGUCCCUAAAAAGGAUGAAGUCUCCUCAGUGAUGCAGUUUUCCUCAAAAUUUGCUGCAGCAGAAAUUACUGAGGGAGAGGCUGAAGGCUGGGAAGAAGAAGGGGAGCUGAACUGGGAAGAUAAUAACUGGUGACAAUAGAUGUAAGUCAAACUUUAGGAAAAAGGAUCCCUUUUUAAAAAAAAAAAAAUCAAUACCUCAAAAGCAGGCUUUGGGACAAGAAAACCCCAAAGUGGCCUGCUUUUCCCAGCCCAGGAGCUCAUUAUCCAGUCUGCACCAACUGAAAUAUGAGACUGACUGCAAGUGCUGGCUAAAAGCCCUGGGUGGUGAGGCUCACAGUACUGGUUUCCAGGAGGGAAGAGCCUUUGUGCAUUUGACUGAGGCCAGUUUCUUUGAAGAGCAAGUAGCUGAGGAGAGGGCAAAUUUACUGCUUUUUCCAGGACAAUUCUGGAAGUAAAGAAAAUGUAAGAAUUCAAGCUGGUUAGCUUAAUUUUGUGCCAUUUCUUUAACAUAAGAGUAAGCUCUAUUAUGAAAUACAACUUAAAAAAAUUUUAGCUAUAAAAAAUUUUAGCUAUAAAUUAUAUAAAUGAUUUUAAAUUGCUGAGGUUUCCUUAGGCAGCUUAUUUAUUUGUUUACAGUUAUACUAUCUGAGUAAAUGGUUCUUUGUGGACCUGGGCAGUUCCUGACUGUUCCACAUGUAGUACAUUGUACCAAAGUUCUUAAUGAGAAUAUUCCCCACAAUCCUGUUCUCUAAAUGUCAAAUAAAGAUUAUUUUCACUAGAUUCAACUUUA
This is a messenger RNA of Rhinopithecus roxellana (golden snub-nosed monkey), 3103 nucleotides long. It is a transcript of the gene SCYL3, whose product is annotated as SCY1 like pseudokinase 3. Gene Ontology annotation, molecular function: ATP binding; protein kinase activity. Gene Ontology annotation, biological process: protein phosphorylation. The record is from RefSeq and is a predicted model, not a curated record. Lineage: Eukaryota; Metazoa; Chordata; Mammalia; Primates; Cercopithecidae. The transcript has 14 exons. The coding region runs from base 218 to 2446 and encodes 742 amino acids.